AUGGCUACUCUAUCGCCUUCUUCUCCCCCUUCUUCCCCAUUCAUCACCAUUACAGGCAAUUUGACGACUCGUAGAUUAAUCCAUUGUGCUGUCAGAAGCAACUGUGGUAAGCGCAUUUCACGAUUUAGGAGCGGUGUGAUUGUAACAAUGUCGAUGGAGAAGAAGAAGAAGAAGGAGGUAUGGAUAUGGACGGAGAACAAGCAGGUUAUGACGGCAGCUGUUGAAAGGGGUUGGACCACGUUCAUCUUCUCUUCUAUUCAUCGCCAGCUCGCUACUGAUUGGUCUUCAAUAGCAUUGAUAAAUCCCAUCUUCAUUGAAGACAAGAGUCUUUUUGACAACAAGGCUAAAUUGGUUGCCACAAUUUCUGAAAUAUCUUCUCCCCAAGAAUUGGAGCAACUCCAGUCAGCUUAUGAGCAUGCAGAUAACAUUAUUGUUGAUCUAUUGGAUUGGCAGGUUUCAUGGAAAAGUUACAAUUUUGGACUGAGCAAAGUAAAAGCUUACAAGCUGCUCUUAAAGGCUACUGGAAAAACAAUCCCUUUGGCGGUAGGAUUUAUUGGUCAAGUAGCAGCAACAAAUGUUGGUGGCCUUGUAAUUGAUAUGACCCGCCAAAUAAAGAUGGCUGGAAGGGCCCUUUGUUUGCUGGACAUUCUUGUAAAAGCAACAGAUGAAAAUGAAACAGAAAGAAAUAUAGAAAAAAAGUACCUGAUAUGUUGA
Lactuca virosa is the source of this 714-nucleotide messenger RNA. NCBI's taxonomy places the organism in Eukaryota, Viridiplantae, Streptophyta, Magnoliopsida, Asterales, Asteraceae. The record is from the annotation of a GenBank genome assembly.